Aspergillus clavatus NRRL 1 is the source of this 594-nucleotide messenger RNA. Its product is annotated as GNAT family N-acetyltransferase. Gene Ontology annotation, molecular function: acyltransferase activity, transferring groups other than amino-acyl groups. The record is from RefSeq and is a predicted model, not a curated record. The transcript has a single exon. Bases 1 to 594 code for a protein of 197 amino acids. NCBI's taxonomy places the organism in Eukaryota, Fungi, Ascomycota, Eurotiomycetes, Eurotiales, Aspergillaceae.
AUGGCAACCAACGUCCAGGUCACCUUAAGUACUGCUCGCCUCAAGCUGGUCCCUCUUGGUCCCGAGCACCGAGACUUCACCAUGAAGCUGGAUAUGGAUCCAGAUGUCAUGAAGCAUGUCGCAUUUGGAAGGCCGUUCACUACGGAAGAAGCAAUUCAAGUUCACGAUUGGCUUCUAAAUUCUGCAAAGUGCGUGCCUGGGUUGGGGACCUGGGUCGGCAUCGCAAACGGUGAAUUCGUGGGUUGGUGGAUCCUGGCAGCUAUUCCAAGCAAGGAUGAUCCUAAGCACUUCAUCGCCAACCGGACAGAGUAUGGUUUCCGGGUCUCACCGAAGUUUUGGGGGCAGGGAUACGCAAAGGAAGGAGCGCGGGAGAUAAUUCGGCAUGCGUUUCAAGAUCUCGGUCAAGAAGAGGUGAUCGGAGAGACGAUGACAGUCAAUGCAGCAUCUCGGGCAGUUAUGGCUGGGUGCGGACUUAAGCAUGUCGAUACCUUUUUCAACAAGUACGAUACCCCUCCACCAGGGAUUGAGGAGGGUGAAGUGCGGUACUCAAUCACCAAGGACGAAUGGCUGUUACUAGAGUCUGGGCAACAGUAG